UUCAAAGUUUCACCCUUUCCUUUCCACUUUCAAAACUCUCUCUCUCUCUCUCCCAUUCUAGUAACUGCGCAGUCAUUUUCUCUCUCUGCGGAAAACCCAAAGAGGAAAACACCUCCAUUGGUUUUGCCUGUGACUGAGAGUGAUUACCCACAACAACAUUCCAAAUGUGCCGUCCGUGGUCGGCUUCUACCGUUAUUCUUUGUCCCUUUCUAUAUCUCCCUUUUUCUUUUCUUUGGAGCUGCACUCAUAGAAGCUGAAGAACACCUGUUAUGGGCUGUGUUCAGGCCAAGCAAUUGGAUUCGGAAGGUCCAGACUACCGGGGCCUAGAGAGGUUGAAGUUGGAUAAUGGGUAUGUCGCAAGCUCUGACUUUGUUGCUCACAGGAGAUCCACUGGUCAAAGACAUGACCCCAAUAAGGACCACCAUCACAGGCUGCAUCAGCAUCAGAGAGAACAGCCCAUAAAGAAUAAAGUUGAGUCCGGUGUUGCCAAGGAUGGUUCUGGGCAUCAUAAGGGCAAGGUGGUUGGAAGGGAGGGGAGGCGAUUCACGCGUCUUGAUGAUAAGAAAGUGACAAACAAGUGUUGCUUUGAGGAUGAGAUGGUAGAUGGGUGGCCAAGGUGGUUGGUUGAUAAUGUCCCUGCACAAGUGUUGGCUGGCUUGGUUCCCAGGAGUGCUGAAUCCUACAAAAUGAUUGAUAAGGUUGGACAAGGAACCUACAGCAAUGUUUAUAAAGCUCUGGAUAGAGACACAGGAGAAAUUGUGGCCCUGAAGAAGGUUCGCUUCAAUACAUCAGAGCCCGAAAGCAUAAAGUUUAUGGCAAGAGAAAUUACCAUAUUACAGAGACUGGAUCAUCCCAAUGUAGUCAAACUUAAAGGAUUAGCCACUUCAAGAAUGCAGUACAGUAUAUAUCUAGUUUUUGAGUUCAUGCAAACAGAUUUGGCACGAGUCAUUGCUCGUCCUGAAGAGAAACUAUCAGAACCACAGGUCAAGUGCUAUAUGCAUCAAUUACUAUCAGGUCUGCAGCAUUGCCAUGAUAGGGGAAUUCUUCACCGAGAUAUAAAGGGGUCAAACCUUUUGAUUGAUAAAAAUGGGAUGCUUCAGAUUGCAGAUUUUGGACUUGCCAAUUUUUAUGGUCCAGAUUAUCAUCAGCCUCUCACUAGCCGGGUUGUGACACUAUGGUACAGAGCUCCUGAAUUGUUGUUAGGUGACACAAACUAUGGAGUUGGUGUUGAUCUGUGGAGUGCUGGAUGUCUCCUGGCAGAAAUGUUCAAAGGAUUCCCAAUCAUGCCUGGCAGAAAUGAGGUUGAGCAAAUUCAUAAAAUUUUCAGGCUAUGUGGCACACCAUCAGAGGAGUAUUGGAGAAAAUUGAAACUUUCUACUACUUUUAGACCUCCAAAGUCUUAUAGACCCAGCCUUAUAGAAACUUUCGGUGAUCUCCCUUCUUCUUCUUUAGGUCUUUUAUGCACCCUGCUUGCUCUGGAUCCUGCAUUCCGUGGAAGUGCAUCCAAAGCUCUUAAAAAUCAGUUUUUCUUUACAAGCCCAUUGGCGUGUGACCUCUCUGGUCUGCCUGUUCUCUUCAAAGAGGAUGAUGAGCAUGUUCAAGCCAACGAACAGAUCAAGUACAUGAACUCUAAAAUCAGACGUUCUCGUACAUAUCUGGAGCGUCGUAAGAAUUCAGCAUCUAAGAGGCCAACAGAGCAUACUGUAUCUUCUAAAGAGGUAUUAAUGAAAAUUUGAGAUUCCCCACUCUCAUGCUUGAUGGAGUUAGAUUCAAAUUUU
Molecule: messenger RNA, 1778 nt
Organism: Vigna umbellata (rice bean)
Lineage: Eukaryota; Viridiplantae; Streptophyta; Magnoliopsida; Fabales; Fabaceae
Source: RefSeq, a predicted model, not a curated record